Molecule: messenger RNA, 1580 nt
Organism: Elaeis guineensis (African oil palm)
Lineage: Eukaryota; Viridiplantae; Streptophyta; Magnoliopsida; Arecales; Arecaceae
Biological process (GO): regulation of alternative mRNA splicing, via spliceosome
Source: RefSeq, a predicted model, not a curated record
CGGAUCCGACACCGCCCGGUGACAAACACGAAAUGAGAAGUUGAUGCAGAGAAGACGGCUAGGGUUUGCGGAGAGAGGAAAAGGGAGAUGAAGAAGUACGGACUCCAGCUCCGGAUUCCGCCGGGCCAGCAAAAGCCGGUGGCGGCGAAGCCCCCCCUCCGUCCUCCGCCGGUCUUCGGCGAUGACGACGAGGACGACGUCGAGAGGGAGAUCUCUCGCCAAGCUUCUAAGAACCAGGCCCUCCAGAAGAUAGAAGAACAGCACAAGAAGGCGCUGGAGGAGGACCCUUCGGUGUUCGACUAUGAUGGGGUAUACGACGAGAUGAAAGACAAGAUCGCCCGCCCCAAGAUUCAAGAUCGCACUGAGAGGAAGUCAAAGUACAUAGAAGUACUUAUGCAAAAAGCAAAACAACGUGAGGUUGAACAUGAAAUAAUAUAUGAGAGGAAGCUGUUAAAAGAGAGAAGCAAAGAUGAUCAUCUCUUUGUGGAUAAGGAGAAGUUUGUGACAAGUGCCUAUAGAAAGAAGCUUGCAGAGCAGGCAAAAUGGUUGGAAGAAGAGAAGUUGCGCCAAAUUCGUGAGGAAAAGGAGGAUGUAACAAAGAAGAGUGACUUGAGCGACUUCUACUUUGGCCUCAACAAGAAUGUGGCCUUUGGCGCACGGUUGGAUGAAGACAGAAAGGCUAAGAAACAAGAUCAAGCAAAUAAUGGUACCCAUGAAGCUGAAGGUAGGCUGUCAGAGACUAAAGAUCUCAUGCAUUCUACUCGAGAUAGAGAUGAAGCUUCUACUCAAAAUAGUCAGCCUGAGACUUCUCGUCGCUCUGAGAAACAUUCUGAGCAAGCAGCUGUGGAAACUGCACCAGAAAUUCCUGUAACACAUGCCACUACGGAAGAGAAGACUAAAGCUGAACAAGCAUUGCCUGCUCAUGCAGCGGAGCGCUACAAGAGAAGUGAGGAUGCACUGGCUGCAGCAAGAGAACGAUAUCUGGCCCGCAAGAGAGCAAGAGAAUGAUGAUGAAUGAAGAAAUAUGGAGGCACAAAUCCUGUCAGCAACCUGUCUCAUUGGUGAUCCUAGUGUUAACAGUCACAUUUUGGAUGAACUUCAUCAGCAAGUAUGCAUCUAGAUUUUUCUCUGUGCACGAUUUUGGAGCGCUGGUCUCUGUAGACUAGUUGGGUUGACGAGAUUAUCCAUGUUGUACUUCUGGAAGGCAAGGUUUGAAAGUUGUGCAUAUCCAGCUCAUCCUUGUGCAGGUAAGCAAUGCCAUAUGGUCUGAAGAGCGGUCAAGUAGAAGAAGGUUUUCAGAAUGCGUGCUUCCAUCUAGCUGCAGGGACGGUACUAAUUGGCUAGUGGUGGCUCUGUUGUGGCAUUUGCAUUUCAAUGGAAUAAAUGAGGUGUUUAACUCGCUCUACUCUAUCAUCUUUCUUCUGUAUUCUGGUUUAUGCACCUCCAGGAAUGCUGGAUGCGCUUCUUUAAUUAACAUUCAUUGAUAAAACUAAGGUGCAUGGAUGAGAUAGUCGGUCUCUAUGAUAUUCAUUGUGACUUUGUUUUAAAUUAUCUCAACUGAAGGCACGCUUCUUGGUUCA